This is a messenger RNA of Chaetomium globosum CBS 148.51, 591 nucleotides long. RefSeq lists its product as uncharacterized. NCBI's taxonomy places the organism in Eukaryota, Fungi, Ascomycota, Sordariomycetes, Sordariales, Chaetomiaceae. Gene Ontology annotation, molecular function: GTPase activity; GTP binding. Gene Ontology annotation, biological process: small GTPase-mediated signal transduction. Bases 1 to 591 code for a protein of 196 amino acids. The transcript has 3 exons. The record is from RefSeq and is a predicted model, not a curated record.
AUGUCCGCCCUCACCAGCACGCGGCAGUGCGUGGUCGUCGGUGACGGUGCUGUCGGCAAGACAUGUCUUCUCAUCAGCUACACGACGAACAAGUUCCCCUCGGAAUAUGUGCCCACAGUCUUCGACAACUACGCCGUCACGGUUAUGAUCGGUGACGAGCCGUACACGCUGGGGCUAUUCGAUACGGCCGGACAAGAAGAUUACGACCGCCUGCGCCCUCUCUCAUACCCCCAGACUGACGUCUUCCUCGUCUGCUUCAGCGUCACGUCACCAGCGUCUUUCGAGAACGUCCGCGAGAAGUGGUUCCCCGAGGUACACCACCACUGCCCAGGCGUGCCGUGCCUGAUCGUCGGCACCCAGGUGGAUCUGCGGGACGACACCCAGGUGGUGCAGAAGCUGAAUAAGCAGAAGAUGGCGCCGGUGAAGAAAGAGGAUGGCGAACGGAUGGCGAGGGACUUGGGCGCUGUUAAAUACGUCGAGUGCAGCGCGCUCACGCAGUUCAAGCUCAAGGAUGUGUUUGAUGAGGUGCGUACCCUAGCGCCCCCAAGCGGGCCACAGCCUACGAUGAUGGACAAUGACGAGGUCGACUAA